Cryptomeria japonica (Japanese cedar) is the source of this 1230-nucleotide messenger RNA. RefSeq names its product cullin-1-like. The transcript is spliced from 3 exons. Gene Ontology annotation, molecular function: ubiquitin protein ligase binding. Gene Ontology annotation, cellular component: cullin-RING ubiquitin ligase complex. Bases 1 to 1230 code for a protein of 409 amino acids. NCBI's taxonomy places the organism in Eukaryota, Viridiplantae, Streptophyta, Pinopsida, Cupressales, Cupressaceae. The record is from RefSeq and is a predicted model, not a curated record. Gene Ontology annotation, biological process: ubiquitin-dependent protein catabolic process; protein ubiquitination.
AUGAUGGAGAUGGAGGAAUUGGAUCCUUUGCAAAUCGCAAUUGCAAAGGUUAAGCAAAUCAUCGAAGGGAAGGUAAAAUAUGGUCCUGAUGAACAUUCAGUGAUUUGGUAUCAAAUCUAUAUAAAGUGCAACAAAGUGGGUCGUUCGAUGCAAUCUGAAUAUGAGAAAGCCUUAAAAGAUUAUAUCAGUUCAUCAGUUGCCCCCGCAUUGAGGGAGAAAGAAGAUGAGUUUCUUUUGACAGAAGUUGUAAAGCAAUGGGAGUAUUACAAAAAAUUGGUUAGAAUUCUAACCAAACUUGUGGUUUGUCGGUACUAUGAUGGUUCCCUUGAGAAGGUUACAAAGAUCUUUCACUUCGUCCAUGACAAAGACAUGGAUGCAGAUUUUUACAUGAAGAAGCUCGCAGGUAGGCUUUUCCCCCAUAGAAGUUCAAGUGCUGAUUAUGAAAAAAGCAUGUUAGCUAAGCUGAAGUUUGAGUGUGGAAGACAAUUUACAAAUAAAAUAGAGGGCAUGCUUACUGAUUGGACAUUGGCAAUGAAAACCCAAUCAGAUUGUGAGGAAUAUCUGAGUCAGAAUCCUCUUCAUCCAUGUUCUGGAAUAGAAUUCUCUGUCACAGUUUUGACAUCUGGAUUCUGGCCAAGCUAUAGUUCGCCUGAAUCACUUGUUCUUGCUGUUGAAAUGGUGAGACAUUUAGAGUCAUUCAAAGAGUUCUAUAACAGAGAAAAACUGAAUGGAAGGCUAACAUGGAAACAUUCUCUGGGAACAUGCAAUAUUAUUGGAAGAUUUGACCAGGGUGAAAUUCAAAUAGUCGGAACACCUUUUCAAGCAAGUGCACUUCUGUUGUUCAAUGAAACAGAGACGCUAAGUUUUUCACAAGUCAAAUCCCAGUUGAAUUUGAAUAUUGAAGAUGCAAUUGCAUUGCUGAAUUCCCUUGCAUGUUCAAAAUACAGAAUCCUAAGUAAAUUACCAGAUACCCAAUCUGUGAAAGAAACAGACUAUUUUGAAAUCAAUACAAAAUUUUCCUGUAACAAGAGGAAGAUCCGACUUCCGCCACCCACAGCCAAUGUAAAAGAAAAUGUUGGGAAGUCUGUGUUUCAAGAUAGCCAUCAUAUGAUUGAUGCUUCGAUCGUAAGAAUUAUGAAGAGCAGAGAAACAUUAGCUCAUAAGGAAUUAGUGGUGCAAUGCACUGAACAGAUAUUAGAUAUUCCUCGACUUGAUACUUCGCAGAAAUAG